AUGGCGGAUCCAUCAUAUCAAGUCAUAGAAGGUUUAAAACCGGAAAAAGAAAAACACGAACUUUAUUUACAUUUAGAACCCUAUACCGGAUAUCCGCUUUCAGCAGCGAGCAGAAUACAAAUAAAUACAUAUUUAAAAAGUAUCGAUGAAGUUAAAAUAAUGAAAAAAUUUCCAAAUGUUUUAUUACCCGUCGUAUGGGCCGAAGAGAAAGUCGAAUUGACGGAUGAUUUAAUAAAUAAAAUAAAUAGCGAAUUAUUGGAUAAUAUGUUAAUUGUUGAUGUCGUUCGAUGGCUCAUUGUCGGACUUGGAAUUGUUAUGGUUUUGACUUCCGUUUCCUAUUAUUUAGCCAAAUUUAGAGGAGGUCAAGAUUUGAAUUGA
Messenger RNA from Pediculus humanus corporis (human body louse), 378 nucleotides. RefSeq lists its product as uncharacterized. Gene Ontology annotation, molecular function: scavenger receptor activity. The record is from RefSeq and is a predicted model, not a curated record. The transcript is spliced from 3 exons. The coding region runs from base 1 to 378 and encodes 125 amino acids. Gene Ontology annotation, cellular component: cytoplasm; membrane. NCBI's taxonomy places the organism in Eukaryota, Metazoa, Arthropoda, Insecta, Psocodea, Pediculidae.